Linum tenue is the source of this 690-nucleotide messenger RNA. The record is from the annotation of a GenBank genome assembly. Lineage: Eukaryota; Viridiplantae; Streptophyta; Magnoliopsida; Malpighiales; Linaceae.
AUGCCGCACCCGUCACUGAAGGCCGUUACCCUCACCCACGUCCGCUACCACAGGGGCGACCAAUUAGGUCAUUUCCUCGCCUGGAUCUCUCUUGUCCCCGUCUUCAUCAGCUUCGGCGGAUUCGUCGCCCACUUCAUCUUCCGGCGGGAGCUCCAGGCGAUGUUCUUCGCCGUCGGCCUCCUCAUUUCCCAAUUCGUCAACGAGGUCGUCAAGACCACCGUCCAGCAGGCCCGCCCGGUCACCUGCGAGCUGCUCGAGAUGUGCGAUUCCCACGGCUGGCCCUCCAGCCACUCGCAGUACAUGUUCUUCUUCGCCACCUAUUUCACCCUGCUCAUGCUCAAAGGGAUCGGCCUGGCGCAGACCAUCAGGAACAAGGGGUUCGCGUUUUCCCUGGCCUGGUCCAUGGCCGUGCUCACAAUGUACUCUCGGGUGUAUCUGGGGUACCACACGGUGGCCCAGGUGUUCGCCGGCGCAUCGCUCGGGCUUGUCCUCGGCGGGACCUGGUUUUGGGUGGUGAAUUCGUUGAUUUUCUUCUACUUCCCGGCGAUUGAGGAGAGCAGAUUCGGGAGGAUGUUCUAUGUGAAGGAUACCUCCCACAUUAGCAAUGUGUUGCAGUUUGAGUAUGACAAUGCGAGAGCUGCUAGGAAGAAUAUGGCUGCCAGAAAGGUUAUGGAUCCCAAAUCAACCUGA